This is a messenger RNA of Macrosteles quadrilineatus (aster leafhopper), 4864 nucleotides long. Its product is annotated as nucleolysin TIAR. NCBI's taxonomy places the organism in Eukaryota, Metazoa, Arthropoda, Insecta, Hemiptera, Cicadellidae. The transcript has 11 exons. The record is from RefSeq and is a predicted model, not a curated record. The coding region runs from base 674 to 1777 and encodes 367 amino acids. Gene Ontology annotation, molecular function: RNA binding.
ACAACCCCGUAGUGUUCGUAGCCCCGGAGUGCUCGCCGGACGACACGUGUGUGCGCGAGUGUGCGUGCGCGAGUGUCUCUCUCUCAGUGUCUCUCUCUUUCUCUAAGUAACUAUUAUUUUUUUACAAAUGUGAUUUAGUUUUUAAUAUCUCACUCUGAUAUUUUCCACUGGGGUAAUGUCAAUAUCUACCUUUUUACCGUCUUAUUUUUCGAAUCUAACCUAGAUUGUUCCCAAUAAACAACAUCGGAGGUGUUGUGUCUGAUUUGGUUUAGGAGUCUUUACACCUCGAAGUACAGUUCAUCUCAUAGGUACAUUUCUGUUUCUCGUCCGUCUAAACUCAGUGCCUGAUCAGUGACGGGCGACUAGUGCCUGGGGUACAGGGCGCAGUUUCCCUCCUCUUGUUUUUCCCGUCGUCAAGAUUUCCCGCCAAGAAGGUGGCAGUGGUGAGCAGGGCCAGGUCGUGGUGGGCUACAGUCUAGUCGGAGUCUAUCCGUGCGCGCUGUGGAAGCCCCAAACCUGCGGUUGCUCUCCUCAGACCUCAGACUCCGGUGGUCCUGUCCGCUCCACCAGGCUGGCGUCCUCUGUAAGGCCCUCGCCGUACCCGCAGCCCGAGCCUUGCCGCUGUAGGGCUCUGCCCUCCGAGGAGCCCUCAUGUGAGCCUGCAUCCACCCCCAUGCUGUUCGUUCCGUUUACCUACGCUCCACAACUUGGCCUAGCCAACAACAGUGUCAGCCCUUCUAACACUCCUCUAAUUAAGACUGUCGCGGUGACCGAACCCGUCAACGGUAGUGUGGACAUGAAAGUGAAUUGGGUGACGUCGCCAGGACUGCAGCCUAAACAGGAUACAAGCAAACACUACCACAUAUUCGUUGGAGACCUAAGUCCGGAAAUUGAAACCCAAACGUUAAGAGAAGCCUUUGCACCGUUCGGGGAAAUUUCAGAUUGCAGAGUAGUAAGAGAUCCCCAGACAUUAAAAUCCAAAGGGUAUGGAUUCGUCUCAUUUGUAAAAAAAGCGGAGGCGGAGAGUGCCAUCACGGCGAUGAACGGACAGUGGCUGGGUAGUCGCAGUAUUCGUACCAACUGGGCCACGAGGAAACCUCCCGCUCCCAAGAGUGACUUGAACUCAAAGCCGCUGACCUUUGACGAAGUGUACAACCAGAGUUCGCCCACCAACUGCACGGUCUACUGUGGCGGUCUGACCAACGGACUGACCGAGGAUCUCAUGCAGAAGACGUUCUCUCCUUUCGGCACCAUCCAGGAGAUCAGAGUCUUCAAAGACAAAGGAUACGCCUUCGUUAGAUUCUCUACCAAGGAGUCGGCCACCCAUGCCAUAGUAGCAGUCCACAACACAGAUAUCAAUGGUCAGCCAGUCAAGUGCUCGUGGGGGAAGGAAUCUGGUGACCCUAACAAUGCACAAGCAGCAGGACAGCCACUGACGGGAGCCCAGUUCCCCUACGCCUAUGGACAGCAGUUGGGCUACUGGUAUCCUCAGAGCUACCCUACCACAGCCGCUGCUGCUGCUCAAAUGCAGGGGCAGUUUCUGCAAGGCAUGCAGGGCUAUACCUACGGCCAGUUUGGUUAUCAGCAGGGCUACAUGGGGCGCAUGGGGAUGCAGCUACCGGGGGCCUGGCCUGCGCAGCCCCAGUUGGCAUCAGCGGCCGUCGCCGCGCAGGGGGCGGCGCUUCAACAGCCCACCCCCGGCAUGAUGGCCUACCCUGCCAUGCAACAGUUCCAGUUGGCAGAGGACGACUGGCUGGCACCUAGUCUUCUCGUUUGAUGGUAGCCUGCUGUACAACUCGCAUCAUGAUCAUAUCAAUACAAUCCAAUCACAUUGUAAAAGUGGAACUUACUUUGUUUAGAAACUUGUAAAAAAUUCGAAAGUCUUUCAAGGCCCUGUCAAUGUGCUUAGUAAUUCGGAAUUAUUUAUUAACAGUGAACCUCGUUCCAUUCUUUCCUACGAUCGGACGCGGUUUAAAUAGAUUAUUUUGAUAAUUUAAUCGGUGAUCGAGUAAACAAAUAAAGACUCAUUUCUAUUUUAGAAAAAACCUAUGUAGGGUAAAAAAAACUGUUUGUAUGCAAAUGAAUUGUAUUAAACCAGCAAAUGAUUUGUAUUGUUGAAAGUGUUUUUUGCGUUUACAACUUUCUGCUUUGUUAGAAGCCGCUACGUCUCUAUUUUGUCUUUUGCCGUUAAAACAGAUCCAUACUGCCACCGAUCAGAAAGAAUGUAAGGGGUUCCCGGGCCAGUCUGUGGACUAGGUCUUAUUUUCUUUAUUUUUUCUUGGUGUGAAAGACCCUGAUGAUGGGAACGGGGUAAAGUGGCAGAGACAUCGCUACUGUACAAGGAAACGCCGCGUCGCGUCGCCCCGCACUACGGACCCUACUCCACCUCCGAUCUUAACUUUAAGUUAAUUUGUAAGGGAAACAUAAAUCAGUAAUCCAAAAGAUAAGUACCCUUUCAAAAGUAUUUAUGUACAAAAUCAAAAGUAUAAGUAGCCCCUGGCGAGGGGCGUCUAUGUACCGUACUGCACAAGAUACACCCGAAUCACAUGUAUAUUAAACGCACUUCCUCGAUACAUCGAGGCGGAAUAUACCCCUAGAUAAGAUAAAGAUAAGAUACACUGGUGAUACAGAACUGUAGAACUCGUAGUGAGCAGAUGUACGUAGACUAGAUAUAUGUAGUGUUAAUAUAUAUGAGAUGAUAUACUAUAUAGGGGAGAGUAUAUAGAGGAGCAGACGACCCGGCCCCGGCGCGUCCGUCUUUAGCGGCAUCGUUCUUCCAUGUCGCCCGGGACCUGCAAAUGAUACUCGGUCAAUUUGAAAUUCAUUUUGUAAAUAAGGCGGAAAUCUAAAUCGAAUAAAAUGAUUACUUACGCACCGCUGGACGUGAUAUUUAGCGAGGGUUGUACAUAGCAUCGGACCGGUGCGUAUACCCACGGCAGUAGAGUAGAGUACGGCAUCAGAACAUAUUGGUUGAAUUGAAUCCUUAGGAUCAAAAAAUAAUGUAACUGUAUAAAGAAGGAAUGUUUCUGUAACAACAUUUUAUAUAAGCGAGUACAUAAUAGUGUAAAUAGUGUUUAUUUACCACACACAGUGAUCUGUUAGGUUAGGUGAAACGGUGGAUUUGUUAAGGCCGCAAGCAUUACGGAACUUGGUCUGGGAAAAGAGAAGAAGCCUAAUAAAUCUUUAUAUGUAAGUUUGAAAAUUAACAGUACUUUUCAAUUUCUAUUGUUACUGUUUCAAUUAAAAAAAUAUAAAAAGUGAUAAGACCACCAACCUGCUCCCUUUAAAUAUAUUGGUUAAAUUGCUAUCAACUUUAAAAAAAUCAUUCGAUGAUUUUAUUAAGUUUUGAAUUUUAUCAAAGGUUUUGCUGGAGCAACAGUAAAAAUAGCCAAUGUUUAUUUUUUGCCCAAACUGUAUAAAACUGUGAGGUGUUUUAAAACCUAAAACAGAGAUGUGAUAACAUUUUUUUAUGUCUUAAACUAACCCUUGGUUUGAAUAAAUAAUUCAUCUGGGGCCUGUUUUUUCGCUAGCAAUUAGAAGCACAUGAAAUAAUUAGUUGUAUUUGUUGGAAUGAUUGUUUAGAUUGUUACCCAGCCCUGUUCAAUUUCUAAAUUUUCUACAGCAAUGCAAUGAUACAAAUAUAAAUUUAUAAGCCUUUUCCACAUACAGAUUGGAAUGACGAAUAGUAUUGUUUUAUUAAGAAUGUUGCAACAGCCCAAACGAAGUUCCUAAUGCUGAAGUUAUGAGCGAGCUAGUAUUAAGGGUAUAUUAUAUAUUAUUAGCCGGUACAAAGCACUAGCCGUGGAGAGUACUUUUAUAUAGUGACUAGUACCGCAUUUUGAUACAACAAAAACAAGGGAACGCUGUAAACGAUGGCAUUUUUUAAUACUGUAGAUGGGAUGUCGAGCACUAUAGGAUCCCCGCGCACGCCCCCCUUAACCCUAGCGCUGUCGCCCCCCGUGCCCUAUGUAUGUCCUACUGUACAUGUUACGUUCGAAUAGCCGUAUGUAUCUAUUCGACCCGUUUGUUCUUGUUUAUUCGGAAAACGUUAAUUAUUUGAGAUGUGAUUAAUUGUAAGGAUGUACAUUCAAAUCUAAUGUUAUUAUGUCAUAUGUUCGUUGUUCUACCGGUAUUAUGUCACUUUACAACGAAAUUGUGUUGUUGUUUUUUGUAAAGCGAUGUUGUCUAUGGUUUUGUUAUGCUCCUUACUGUGUGCGGGCAGCAAUAUCGUUCAACAACGAUUAAAUAUCGAUAAAAAAUCGGGGGGAUCGAUUAAAACAACUAUGAGUUGUAAAUUUAGAUUUAAGCCUUUACUUCCUCUACGAGUGUACGUAUCAAUUCUUUUGUACUUUGAUAAUAUUAUGUGUUUACCUCAUUUCAGUAUGUAAUGUAGAUAAAAGGCUAUCGACUUUACAAUUGAAAAUCUGUGAAUAUACGGUUUUCUAUGUUACGUAGUUUAGUUUUGAAAUUAUCUGUUAGACUUUUGUACGGACGAGACAACGAAUAACAGCUAGUCAUUACGAACAUCAGGAGUAUUAGUCUUAUUUUAGAUAUAAUCGAUCGGCUGUGACUCAAUGUUUGUUAUUAUUGUAGGAGUAUCGGAUCCAUUAGUAUGUCUUUCUUGCCUAAAACUUGUACACGUGUACUUAUGUACAAAGUCUAAUAGAAAUAGUGUGUAGCACUAUGUCUAGUCUAAAAGAGGACGUUGAAGGCUUAAAGCUAAAUAGUAUAUUUACUCAAAAUGUUCAAAAAUUAAGGGGACAUAUAAAUUAAGCCAAAGGUGGUUGAUUGUAAGACAAGAUGAACAUACCUUCUGGAAACACUGACUGUGCGUUCAGAGAUAACUGAAAGAAAUUAAACGAAU